This is a messenger RNA of Penicillium concentricum, 273 nucleotides long. RefSeq names its product guanine nucleotide-binding protein subunit gamma. The transcript has 3 exons. Gene Ontology annotation, cellular component: heterotrimeric G-protein complex. The coding region runs from base 1 to 273 and encodes 90 amino acids. Gene Ontology annotation, biological process: G protein-coupled receptor signaling pathway. NCBI's taxonomy places the organism in Eukaryota, Fungi, Ascomycota, Eurotiomycetes, Eurotiales, Aspergillaceae. The record is from RefSeq and is a predicted model, not a curated record. Gene Ontology annotation, molecular function: G-protein beta-subunit binding.
AUGGCUCCCUACGAACUUCGAUCAGGAGGUGAUGUCAAGAAUAAGAAGCAAAGUGUCGCCGACUUGAAAUAUCGUCGUUUGACAGAGCUCAAUGCUCGUCUAAAGGAGGAUCUGGACCGACCACGGGUCAAGGUCUCCGAAGCAGCUCUCUCUCUCAUCAGUUACUGCAACAACACUCGCGAUUAUAUGGUUCCAUCUGUAUGGGGACAGGUCGACAAGCGCGAGGAUCCUUAUGCUCCUCAGCAACAGGGAGGUUGCUGCACCGUCAUGUAA